Molecule: messenger RNA, 6171 nt
Organism: Eptesicus fuscus (big brown bat)
Lineage: Eukaryota; Metazoa; Chordata; Mammalia; Chiroptera; Vespertilionidae
Gene: PXDN
Product: peroxidasin
Exons: 23
Coding region: 105-4529 (1474 amino acids)
Biological process (GO): response to oxidative stress
Molecular function (GO): protein binding; heme binding; peroxidase activity
Source: RefSeq, a predicted model, not a curated record
UAGGCCGCAGUCGGGCGGGCGGGCGCAGUCCGGAGCCGGCCUGGGAGGCGCGGGGGGCCUCCGCGGUCGGUCUGUGCGUCCGAGCGUCCGUGCACGCCGAGGCCAUGGCCGUGCGCCCCGCGCGCCCCUGCCUGCUGGCGCUCCUGCUGUGCGGCGUGUGGGGGCCGCUGGCCGCCGUGGCUCAGAGGCCGGGCGCGGGGUGCCCGAGCCGCUGCCUGUGCUUCCGCAGCACCGUGCGCUGCAUGCAUCUGCUGCUGGAGGCCGUGCCCGCGGUAGCGCCGCAGACCUCCAUCCUGGACCUUCGCUUUAACCGAAUCCGAGAGAUCCAGCCCGGAGCCUUCAGGAGGCUGAGGAGCCUGAACACCUUGCUCCUCAACAACAACCAGAUCAAGAGCAUCCCGGGCGGGGCCUUCGAGGACCUGGAGAACCUGAAGUACCUCUAUCUGUACAAGAAUGAGAUCCAGGCGAUUGACAGGCACGCCUUUCAGGGACUUUCCUCCCUAGAACAACUAUACCUGCACUUCAACCAGAUAGAAACCCUGGACCCCGAGUCCUUUCAGCACCUGCCCAAGCUGGAAAGGCUGUUUUUACACAACAACCGAAUCGCACACUUGGUCCCGGGGACGUUUAACCACUUGGAAUCCAUGAAAAGACUGCGGCUGGACUCCAACGCGCUUCACUGCGACUGCGAGAUCCUGUGGCUGGCGGACCUGCUGAAGGCCUACGCCAGGUCGGGGAACGCGCAGGCAGCGGCCACCUGCGAGUACCCCAGGCGCAUCCAGGGCCGGUCGGUGGCCACCAUCACCCCGGAAGAGCUGGACUGUGAAAGGCCCCGGAUCACGUCGGAGCCCCAGGACGCCGACGUCACGUUGGGGAACACGGUGUUCUUCACCUGCAGAGCCGAGGGCAACCCCAAGCCCGAGAUCAUCUGGCUGCGGAACAACAACGAGCUGAGCAUGAAGGCGGACUCGCGCCUGAACCUGCUGGACGACGGCACGCUGAUGAUCCAGAACACGCGGGAGACGGACCAGGGCGUGUACCAGUGCAUGGCCAAGAACGCGGCGGGCGAGGCCAAGACGCAGGAGGUGACCCUCAGGUACUUUGGGUCUCCAGCUCGACCCGCUUUUGUAAUCCAGCCGCAGAACACGGAGGUGCUGGUGGGCGAGAGCGUCACGCUGGAGUGCAGCGCCACGGGCCACCCGCUGCCCAGGAUCGCCUGGACCCGCGGGGACCGCUCGCCCCUGCCCACGGACCCCCGCGUGAGCAUCACGCCCUCGGGCGGCCUCUACAUCCAGAACGUGGCGCAGGAGGACAGCGGGGAGUACACCUGCUUCGCGUCCAACAGCCUGGACAGCAUCCACGCCACGGCCUUCAUCAUCGUCCAGGCCCUCCCUCAGUUCACCGUGACCCCGCAGGACAGAGCUGUGAUCGAGGGUCAGACCGUUGAUUUCCAGUGCGAGGCCAAGGGGUACCCACAGCCAGUCAUCGCCUGGACGAAAGGAGGGAGCCAGCUCUCGGUGGACAGGCGGCACCUGGUGCUGUCCUCAGGGACGCUCCGCAUCUCGGCCGUCGCCCUCCACGACCAGGGCCAGUACGAGUGCCAGGCCGUCAACAUCAUCGGCUCCCAGAGGGUCGUGGCCCAGCUGACCGUGCAGCCCCGGGUCACCCCGGUGUUCAGCAGCGUUCCCAGCGACCAGACGGCGGAGGUGGGCUCCGACGUGCAGCUGCCAUGCAGCUCACAGGGCGAGCCCGAGCCCACCAUCACCUGGAACAAGGAUGGGGUCCAGGUGACGGAAAGUGGGAAGUUUCACAUCAGCCCGGAGGGGUUCCUGACCAUCCACGACGUGGGCACCGCGGACGCCGGCCGCUAUGAGUGUGUGGCACGCAACACCAUCGGGCAGGCCUCGGUCAGCAUGGUGCUCAGCGUGAGCGUGCCUGACGUCAGCCGAAACGGGGACCCAUUUGUGGCCACAUCCAUCGUGGAGGCGAUCGCAACGGUCGACAGGGCCAUAAACUCCACGCGGACACACCUGUUUGACAGCCGUCCACGCUCCCCCAACGACCUGCUGGCCCUGUUCCGCUACCCGAGGGACCCCUACACCGUGGAGCAGGCGCGCGCCGGCGAGAUAUUUGAGCGGACGCUGCAGCUGAUCCAGGAGCACGUGCAGGGCGGCCUCAUGGUCGACCUCAACGGAACCAGCUACCACUACAACGACCUGGUCUCCCCGCAGUACCUGAGCCUCAUCGCCAACCUGUCGGGCUGCACGGCGCACCGGCGCGUGAACAACUGCUCGGACAUGUGCUUCCACCAGAAGUACCGCACGCACGACGGCACCUGCAACAACCUGCAGCACCCGAUGUGGGGCGCCUCGCUGACGGCCUUCGAGCGCCUGCUCAAGUCCGUGUACGAGAACGGCUUCAACACGCCGCGCGGCGUGACGCCGGGCCGGCUGUACCACGGGCACGCGCUGCCCAUGCCGCGCCUGGUGUCCACCACGCUGAUCGGCACGGAGGCCGUCACGCCGGACGCGCAGUUCACGCACAUGCUCAUGCAGUGGGGCCAGUUCCUGGACCACGACCUGGACUCCACGGUGGUGGCGCUGAGCCAGGCGCGCUUCUCGGACGGGCAGCACUGCAGCUCCGCCUGCAGCAACGACCCGCCCUGCUUCUCGCUCGCCAUCCCGCCCAACGACCCGCGCGUGCGCAACGGCGCGCGCUGCAUGUUCUUCGUGCGCUCCAGCCCCGUGUGCGGCAGCGGCAUGACCUCGCUGCUCAUGAACUCCGUGUACCCGCGCGAGCAGAUCAACCAGCUCACCUCCUACAUCGACGCCUCCAACGUCUACGGGAGCUCGGAGCACGAGGCGCGCGCCGUGCGCGACCUGGCCAGCCAGCGCGGGCUGCUGCGCCAGGGCAUCGUGCAGCGCUCGGGGAAGCCGCUGCUGCCCUUCGCCGCGGGGCCGCCCACCGAGUGCAUGCGGGACGAGAGCGAGAGCCCCAUCCCCUGCUUCCUGGCCGGCGACCACCGCGCCAACGAGCAGCUGGGCCUCACCAGCAUGCACACGCUCUGGUUCCGCGAGCACAACCGCGUGGCGGCCGAGCUGCUGGCGCUGAACCCGCACUGGGACGGCGACACGCUGUACCACGAGGCCCGCAAGAUCGUGGGCGCGCAGAUGCAGCACAUCACCUACCGGCACUGGCUGCCCAAGGUGCUGGGCGAGGUGGGCAUGAAGAUGCUGGGCGAGUACCGCGGCUACGACCCCGGCGUCAACGCGGGCAUCUUCAACGCCUUCGCCACGGCCGCCUUCCGCUUCGGCCACACGCUCAUCCACCCGCUGCUCUACCGGCUGGACGAGGCCUUCCAGCCCGUGGCGCAGGGCCACGUGCCGCUGCACAAGGCCUUCUUCUCGCCCUUCCGCAUCGUCAACGAGGGCGGCAUCGACCCGCUGCUGCGCGGCCUGUUCGGCGUGGCGGGCAAGAUGCGGGUGCCCUCGCAGCUGCUGAACACGGAGCUCACCGAGCGCCUCUUCUCCAUGGCGCACACGGUGGCGCUGGACCUGGCGGCCAUCAACAUCCAGCGCGGCCGCGACCACGGCAUCCCGCCCUACCACGACUUCCGCGUCUACUGCAACCUGUCGGCCGCGCACGACUUCGAGGACCUCAGGAACGAGAUCCAGGACCCCGAGGUCCGGGAGAAGCUGCGCCGGUUAUACGGGUCCCCCCUCAACAUCGACCUGUUCCCCGCCCUCAUGGUGGAGGACCUGGUGCCCGGCAGCCGCCUGGGGCCCACGCUCAUGUGCCUGCUCAGCACGCAGUUCCAGCGCCUGCGGGACGGGGACAGGCUGUGGUACGAGAACCCGGGGGUGUUCUCGCCGGCCCAGCUGACGCAGAUCAAGCAGACGUCGCUGGCCCGCAUCCUGUGCGACAACUCGGACAACAUCACGCGUGUGCAGAGGGACGUGUUCCGGGUGGCGGAGUUCCCCCACGGCUACAGCAGCUGCGAGGACAUCCCCCGGGUGGACCUGCGGGUCUGGCAGGACUGCUGCGAAGACUGCAGGACCCGCGGGCAGUUCGGCGCCUUCUCCUACCAUUUCCGAGGCCGGCGGUCCCUUGACUUCAGUUACCGGGAGGGCGAGCCCCCCACGGAAGCCGGGAAGACUCUGAGCGUCGGGAAGCCCGGCCAGCGCCCCAGGAACGCCACGGCUGCCUCCGCUGAGCACCCCCAGGCCCUGGGGCCCAGCGACUUCCGGGACUUGGUGCUGGGGAUGCAGCAGACCAUCACGGACCUCCGGACACAGAUAAAGAAACUUGAGUCUCGGCUCAGCACGGCCGAGUGCACCGGUGUGGAUGGCGAGCCCCACGCGGAUGGCGCUCGGUGGAAGCGAGACGUGUGCACCGUCUGUGAAUGCCGCGACGGGCAGAUCACCUGCUUCGUGGAGGCCUGCCAGCCCGCCGACUGCCCGGCCCCCGUGAGAGUCGAUGGCGCCUGCUGUCCGGUCUGCCUGAGGGAGCCCGCGGGAACGCAGCCGUAGAUCCCCCGCUCCUCGCCGGUCCGCAGGCGUCCCCCCAGGUCACCGGCCGGUGCAGGGAGCGCAGACUGGCGGGCGCCGAGGACUGCACGGCUCACGGCCGGACCGGGGCGUCCGGGAAGCCGCACGGGCUCAGACUGGAGCGUCCACGGAGCCGAGGCCACGCAGUGGACAGACACGAGUCCUAACUUCAUGUUAGAUUCUCAGGUUUUUAUUUAAUUUUUUUAAUGAAAAAGUGGUGCUACUAUUAAACCGCACAGUUAAGUCAUUUAGGCUCCCAGAGUGCUGUCCCCCAUCCCACCGCUUCCCUGGACCCUGGACGGAGAGCCACUCCGCUCGGCGGUCCGGAGCCCGCGGACCCGCCGCCAGAGGCACGCACGUGUGAAGAGAACGUCGGCGUUUGGCAGACGGAACAGGCUCCUGGCGCGGAGCCCCGACCCCUUCCCGGCCUCUGCCACGGUCCACGCGCACCAGCAGCUCCUCACGGCAGAUCCCCGCUCCCCACGCACUCCUGUCCCCGUGACUGAGGCUGCCGGCCGCUGAGAAACAGGCCUGUUUUCCCGGUAACCCUGCCGCCCCGUGGUGGGCCGGGAGUGAAACGCCCUUCACGGUGGCCACGCCGGGCUCGCGCUCCCCGGAGCCGCCGCCCGGCGGGACGGCCCUCCUCCCUGACCCAGCGAUGAGUGCCUUAGAGACAACGCCCGUACCUCGUCCAUGUGCAAGCGCAGGCGUGUGUGAACGCCGACCGAGCGUCUAGCGCUCGAUGCGGCAGAGAAGCCGCUGCCCCGCAGGCCUUUGGGGUUCAGUGAAAAGCACCUCGUACCUCAUGGCCGCGCUCGCCUGGACCCACCAAAACCUCCCAUUCUGUCUGAACGCAGAGAUCCGUGUCCUGAGACGCGUGUCCCUGAACACGCAGGUUCCGGGCGCUGAGUGGGAUCCGGAGGGGCCCGCCCGCCCGCCCGCCCUCCCCGCAGGGACACGGCGCCCGCCCUGGGCGUCGAGGUGCGGCGUGGGGGCGUCUCGCAGCAUCCCGCAGGCAGCGAGCAGCUCAGAGCCGGCUCCGGUCCAGGGUGGGCGGCAGGCUGCCCCGUCCCCGGGGUGGUGUGCGAAUAUCGCCGCCGGAGCGUAAAGCUUAAACGCGGCCCGCUUGACCUCGGCCCCGGGUCGCGGCGUGGCAGGGAGCAGCUGGCGCCGUAGCUCAGGACAUGGGCUUCCGCUGAAAUGCCAAGUCCGGUUGAGUCAGGACCUCGGACCCGUGUCCGGAACUAGAAGGUGGAGGCGGUGGUUCUGUGAGGUGCUCGGUGUCAGGCGGCGGCAGACCAUCCGUGAGGGUGUCGGCGCCUCAGGGUUACCUGUGGCUUCGGGCAGAGGUGACGGGCACGGCGUCGGGGGAGGCCAGCCCCCAGGGAAGUCUGCGGCUGCAGGUGGCGUGUCUGCGGGACCGAGGGGGAGUCUCAGCGCGUGGGGCGCCGUGGACAGGGCGGACGCGCCGCGGGGCGCCGUGGGGGGAAGCCAAGUGUACAUGUUUAUUUUCCUGCCUGACUGGCAGCAGCCAGAUGCCAUAUCUGUCCCUGUAACCAGUUCAUUACCAAAGAAACGUUUGCACUAUGUAACGACGCCUUUCGUUCGAAUAAACGGCCACGUG